AUGAGGCUCUCAAUACUCGUUCCCCUGGCAGCCCUGCUGUCCUUCUCGGUUGCUGAAUUCCCUGACGAGGACCUCAGCCAGUGUCUGAUCAUGUGCCUCUCUAUUGGCGCUGGGGUGGCCGGCUGCUCUUCCUAUGUCGAUAGCUCUUGCACUUGUCACAGUGAUGCGUUCAGGGAUGCUGUUGGGGAAUGUUUGAAGAAAUCUUGUAUCCAGGAAGAUAUUGAUACCGCGGCGUCAUUGCACAAGGAGGUUUGUGGUGUAUACGAGCAGUGA
Molecule: messenger RNA, 273 nt
Organism: Penicillium atrosanguineum
Lineage: Eukaryota; Fungi; Ascomycota; Eurotiomycetes; Eurotiales; Aspergillaceae
Product: Polyamine transporter 4
Exons: 3
Coding region: 1-273 (90 amino acids)
Source: RefSeq, a predicted model, not a curated record